AUGAGCAACAACCUCCGCAUUGCGGUCGUCGGUGCAGGGCCCGCAGGUCUCACGUUGGCACGGCUUCUUCAGGUCCACAGCGUUGCAUGUACAGUUUUUGAGCUCGACGAGUCUCCAGCUCGCCGUGGCCAAGGCGGCAGCAUCGAUCUGCACCGGAACGGUGGGCAACAGGCCCUUCGAGAAGCCGGCUUGUUCGCAGAAUUCAGACGCCUCUCACGUCCAGAAGGCGAAGCCCUCAAACUGAUCAAGUACGAUGGGACUGUUGUCCUGGACGAGAACAAGACCGGCACACGCAGACCCGAGGAAUUCAGUGACCGGCCAGAGAUCGACCGCACAAAGCUACGACAACUACUGCUCGAUUCGUUGUCGCCGGACACGGUGGUGUGGGGCAAGAAGCUGAUUACCAUUGCCGAGUCGUCGUCGAUGCCAGGAAAACAUGACCUGCACUUCAAAGAUGGCGUUGAAGAAGGGUUUGACCUGGUCGUCGGUGCGGACGGGGCCUGGUCCAGAGUGCGGAAUAUCCUGACUGAUCAGAGACCUGUCUAUUCCGGGGUGACUGUCAUCGAGCUCUGGGCACUGCAUGUCGACACUCGGCAUCAGUCGCUCGCAGAGUUCGUCGGUGCAGGCAGUUGCUUCAUGUUCGACGAAGGCCGUGCUCUCCAGUGUCAGAGAGACAGUGAAAACACAAUUCGGGUGUAUGCUGGAGUACGACAGCCUGAAGAUUGGGUCAACACCUGUGGCAUUGACUGGUCCUCACCGGAGGAAGCCCAGAAGACCCUACUUGGCCAGUAUUUCAACGACUGCGGACCGGCCUUGAAACAGGCAAUCAUGGACGCCAGCGACCAGCUCAUCCCUCGGCAGAUGUGGAUGCUACCUGUCGGCAUGAGAUGGAAACCAAGGGAAGGGGUCACCCUCGUUGGAGAUGCAGCUCAUUUGAUGACCAUCUUUGGAGGUGUUGGGGUCAAUCUGGCCAUGCUUGACUCAUUGGACCUGUCCAGGGCUGUCAUCGACUGUGCCGGCGAUGCAAGCCGGCUGCCCGAUGCAAUCAGGAGGUAUGAGGAGGUGAUAUUCGCAAGGGGGGAGCAGUAUGCGCGCAAAACUGAGAAAGGUCUCAAAGGCCAUUUCAGCGCCAAAGGUGUCGAUGAGAUGGCCCGACGACUUCAGGGACGAUGA
Molecule: messenger RNA, 1173 nt
Organism: Capronia epimyces CBS 606.96
Lineage: Eukaryota; Fungi; Ascomycota; Eurotiomycetes; Chaetothyriales; Herpotrichiellaceae
Exons: 1
Coding region: 1-1173 (390 amino acids)
Biological process (GO): response to antibiotic
Molecular function (GO): monooxygenase activity; FAD binding
Source: RefSeq, a predicted model, not a curated record